Schistosoma haematobium is the source of this 819-nucleotide messenger RNA. RefSeq lists its product as uncharacterized. Lineage: Eukaryota; Metazoa; Platyhelminthes; Trematoda; Strigeidida; Schistosomatidae. Bases 1 to 819 code for a protein of 272 amino acids. The record is from RefSeq and is a predicted model, not a curated record. The transcript has 12 exons.
AUGAUCAGAUAUACUUUUUCAUCUGGCCAGUUCACACUGCUCAGUUUGGUCAUCGUAAUAAUUUCAACAUUUUUUGAUUGUCAUGAAAUUUGUGAGAAUUCUGGACUAGCGACUUAUAGCAAAUUAAUUUUUGGAAACGACUCACAUGAAUACUCUCACUAUUACUACUAUUUCCAGACAAUCCGCCGUAAUCAGCCUUCUCCAGUUGUAGAUGAACAGUUUGUAAAAUUGGCUGCUGACGAGGAAGUCCCUCUGAAAUUCUCGUUUAAAUUCUAUGGCACAAACGUCAGUGUACUAAAGAUUCACAGUUAUGGUACAAUAGAAAUGAAAAUAGAAAAUGGAUUGGGAACGAUUUACACUGACUUAGAAAAGGGUGGUGUGCCUGAAUAUCAGAUUUCGAAUGAGAAGGAAUUAUUAGCUGUCCGAAGCAUUUUUCACCGAAACAUUGAUGGUAAAAAUGUUGAAUUGAAGGUGUUAAAUCUCAUACAUCCGAGCGGGAAGAUAUCUGUUUAUUAUGAGAACGUUUCUGAGGAAAUCAGGGAAAAUGAAUUGGAAUCGGUCGUUAACCGUCAAUUCCUGUGUCAAACAAUCCGCCGUAAUCAGCCUUCUCCAGUUGUAGAUGAACAGUUUGUAAAAUUGGCUGCUGACGAGGAAGUCCCUCUGAAAUUCUCGUUUAAAUUCUAUGGCACAAACGUCAGUGUACUAAAGAUUCACAGUUAUGGUACAAUAGAAAUGAAAAUAGAAAAUGGAUUGGGAACGAUUUACACUGACUUAGAAAAGGGUGGUGUGCCUGAAUAUCAGAUUUCGAAUGAGACCUAA